This is a messenger RNA of Dovyalis caffra, 504 nucleotides long. Lineage: Eukaryota; Viridiplantae; Streptophyta; Magnoliopsida; Malpighiales; Salicaceae. The record is from the annotation of a GenBank genome assembly.
AUGACCCCUUCUUCCAAAUCAACACAAUCACUCGAAGAUGUGAUAGAACGUUACGUAAAUAUUUCAGAACAUGAUCGAGACAAGAGCUGUGGCAUUCAAAAUCGAGAGUAUUUGCUCAACAUCCUGAAGAAGCUCAAGGUUGAGGAUGAUAUGGCUAUUCAAGUUGCAAAUCCUGAUCAUGCUAUGAAUUUAAAUAUGGAGGAACUCCAGCUAGAAGUUCGUAAUUUGCAACAUCAACUUUAUAUGGCCGAGGAACAGUUAAGGUUAUACGAGCCUGAUCCUCUAAAAUUUUCGUCAAUGAUGGAACUUGAAUCAUGUGAGAAGACUCUUUUGGAUACCAUGGCACGUCUUGAUGAGAGAAAGGACAAAGAAAAUGAAACUUCUGACAUUCCACCUUUAACUAUGCAGAUGUUCUUAGAUACAAACGGGGGCUGCCAGACUUUGAAAAUGAUAUUGCAAGUUGGUUGCCUGAAAAUGGAAACAACCACAGUUCUGUUCGCGUAG